AUGUUAAAACAAGACACGACCAAGACAAGACACGACCAAGACAUGACACGACCAAGACAAGACAAGACCAAGACAAGACAAGACCACAAGACAAGACCUAGACAAGACACGACCAAGACAAGACAAGACCAAGACAAGACACGACCAAGACAACAAGACACGACCAAGACAAGACACGACCAAGACAAGACAAGACACGACCAAGACAAGACACGACCUAGACAAGACACGACCAAGGCAAGACACGACCACGACAAGACACGACCAAGACAAGACACGACCAAGACAAGAUACGACCAAGACAAGACCAAGACAAGAUACGACCAAGACAAGACCAAGACAAGACACGACCAAGACAAGACACGACCUAGACAAGACACGACCAAGGCAAGACACGACCACGACAAGACACGACCAAGACAAGACACGACCAAGACAACAAGACACGACCAAGACAAGACACGACCAAGACAAGAUACGACCAAGACAAGACCAAGACAAGACACGACCAAGACAAGAUACGACCAAGAGAAGACCAAGACAAGACACGACCAAGACAAGACACGACCAAGACAAGACACGACCUAG
Messenger RNA from Physella acuta, 588 nucleotides. RefSeq lists its product as uncharacterized. Lineage: Eukaryota; Metazoa; Mollusca; Gastropoda; Physidae. The record is from RefSeq and is a predicted model, not a curated record.